UAUGUAUAACAAAAACACAAAUAAGUUCAAACUAUAAGUGAAAAAAAAAUUGAAGGAAGAACUUUGUAAAACGCCAACUUUUUGUUGGUAACUUACAAUUACUAAAACAAAAAAAAACGUAACCCAGAGCAGGCAAAAUAUCGAGACAAACUAGCCGAAUAUACUCUGCGUGCUGAAUACAAAAAAAAAUCUCAAAUCUCAACGACACCCAUUAGAGGCUUCAAUUUGUGCUUAAAUCCGCUUUUGGAUUUUUGCGCAGAAAUAUUUAGUGCCACCAGUGGCUGCAAAGAAGUCUGAAAAAGGCGCCAUUUUAAAGCGAAUACUACAACUACAUACAUAAAUUAUUAAAUAUUAAAACCAAAAAACAACAAAAAAACAAAUUUAUCAAAAGAACAUUGCCAAACGCUGAGCUGAGACGUAACGACCGACCAACCAACAACCAACCAGCUAAAUCUCGUGGAAUUUCAUCUACUACUCUGCGUUAUUAUAGUUGCUAAACGGACAUAACUUACAAAGUAUCAGCAGGCGUACAUCAAUCUUCUAUUCUAUUAAGACUUUACUCGCAAAACAAGCCAUUUUACCAAUUGACGAUAUAUACGAUAAAUAUUUUUCCAGCGUUAUUUUGCAUAUUCUCUUUAUUGAAGCUGCUUAGAAGCAAACUUUGUUCCCACAAAAUCCACGAACUUUCCCGCGUGUUAUACUUUUGAUCGCUUUUACUACAACAAUAACAACUACUACUACUUAUAUAUUCAUCGUUCUAAUUUAUAAAAUCGUGUCGACCUGGUCAUUUACAUGUAUACAAUAUAUAUAUAUUCUCAUAACUUGAAAAGAUACGAACGCCAUAUUUGUAUUAUUUUUAAAAUUUAAAUAAAUAUAAGCCAAAGCCAAGCACUUAAAAACACAACAACAGCAUUCGGAAAAAGUCACACUCACAAAAUCUAAAAUCAACAAAAACAACAAGGAUAUCAAAAACUCUGAACAACACAAAUCAAAUCAGCUUAAAGAAGAAAACAACUGAAGGAGACGAACCAAAAACGAAAUUAAACUCUACAAAAGCUUAAAGGAAAAAAUCUAGAUAUACACCUCAAUACAUAUAUAUAUAUAUAUAUCUUGAAGUAACGGCGUUUGCCGCAUUUUGCCUAAUACAAAUCACCGAAUCUCCAUCAUCUUCCGUUUUUGCCACCAGAUUCUGAAAUAUUUGUAAACUCAAUAAUAACAACAAAAACUGAUUUUACUGAGAUCCUCAAGCUUUACAAUUAGCACUACCGAACUGCUUCGCUUGAACGCAUUUAACUGCAAGUAGAUUUUGCCACAACUUUUCGCGUAUUUUCUGGAAUUUUCGUCGUAUUUCGUUUGAACCCCAAUUAUUAAACCAAACGCCACUUAUGGCAUCACUCGAGGAACAACCAAUCGCAACGAUCACCGCCAUUUCCACCUUUGAUCCCGCUACCACCAAUACCUCUGCUGAUAUCGCUUCGAACGUAACCACUACUACCGGUUCUCAAGCUGCUGCUGCUGCCAACGCGCUAGUUGGUACUUUGUCGGCGCUGGACUCGGAUUUCGGCCUCACCGCUUGCGCCGAGAAACAACAACUCCUAACAGGCAGCAAUAGCGCUGUAGGUACUUUGAAUAUCAAUACCACAUCUACGACGACUGGUGCGGCUGUUGAUUCGAUUGUGGAAAAGCUUGUCAGCUCGCUAACGCUUGAUAUGGACUCGGACUCUUUGGGUAAUGGCAAUACAACAAUGUCCCGUGAUUUCAACUGCAACGGUAGCGUUACCAGCGAGCAUAAGAGCGUCUCAUCGCGUUCCUCCUCCUUGGCGGGCAAUAUGUUUAGCGAGGUGUUCGAGAAUAAGGGCAAUGACUUGGAAUCCGGUUCAUUGGAGGACUCGUGCAGCUCGAUCGGCGCCGAUGGUAUGGAUAAGAAUUGCAAGAUUUGCAGCUCGCGUUUAGUGACACCACGCGUGCUUUCAUGCCUCCAUGUAUUUUGCGAAUCUUGUCUGAUGAAACUGCUUACUGAAGAGUCGAACGGCAAUUCCUCAUCGGCAUCGUCCACUACUUCAACCGCCGGUGAGCUAAUGCCGCCAUUGAAGUCUGUUAUCGAGUGUCCCACGUGCAAACAAGUGACUAUGAUUGGCGCCAAAGGCAUUGAAUCGUUGACUUGCGAUUACAUAUUGACCAACAUACUCGAUCUCUCAACAAUCGAAUCGGAGCAAUUGUCGUGCACUUCGUGCAAGAGCAAGGAGAAGGCUAUUUCACGCUGCAGCGAUUGUGCUAAUUUCUUGUGCAGCGGUUGCGACAACGCCCACAAGUAUAUGCGUUGCUUUGAGAAUCACGAAGUGGUUAAGCUCGAAGAUUUGCAGAAGUCCACAGCCGACAAGCCGUUGACCAUACACAAGCCGCUUUUCUGCAAUGUCCAUACCGCUGAAAAUCUCAAGUACUAUUGCUUCAAUUGCCAAAUACCGGUGUGCAACGAUUGCUUAAUAGCCGAUCACAAGGGCAGUGAGCAUCACUACGAUGUCAUCGCCAUGGCCGAGAAGUCAGUGCGUGUCGAUGUUGAAAAUCUGAUGAAGGAAGCCAAAUCAAAGGUGCAAUAUUGUGAUGCUGCCGCUUCGAAUCUUUCUAGCGCACUCACUGAACUACAAACCCAACAUGAUUCGGCACGCGCGCGCAUUGAUGAGACCUACCAGAACUACAAGAAGAUCUUAGAAAAGUGCCGCGAUCAAUCACUAAACGAGUUGGGCAAGUUACACUCGGAACGUGAGCUCAAAGUUAUGGAUUUGCUGCAGCACAUCGAAAAUACGAUGGGCAAAAUCGAUAGCACUUGCAAAUUCACCAUGCGUGUGCUGGAUCAAGCCAAUGCCGCCGAAUUUUUGUCCAUGAAGAAGUUGAUCAGCUCGCAAUUUAUAAACCUGAUCAACAGUACACCAAAGUGUGACAUUAACUAUUCACUUACCUUCGACACCAAAGCGGAGAAAUUCGAGCAGGUCGCCCAGGAGACCUUUGGUAAAUUCCGCACUGAGUCAACACCGCCCUCACCCAAGGAGAGCACACCGCCACCCACGCUACCGGGCAUGCCACCGAACAUGAUGAGCAGUCGCAGCGGCGGUAUGAACACUUGCGGCUCACAGGGUCAGCUAGCCGGUGGCAGUUCCGUUACCGCCAGCAGCCCAAUAUCUUUGCCGACUUCCAUGCAAAGCUCAUUCGAUGGUGACUUCUCGGUAUUGGGCAAUGGAUUCCUCAUGCCGAAUGUGUUGACACCGGACUCGCCUCCACAUCAGCCACCCCCAUUGCAUCACCAAAUUUCCCAUCAACAACAACAACAGCAACAACAACAAUCACAGCCACCGGCAACACAACAACCAGUACAUGGUGUAAACGGUGUACGCGGCGGUUUUGAUGGCGUCGGUUGUGUUGGUGUUGGCGGUGGCGGUGGUGGCUUGCCAGGUACAGGCCUUGCCAACGGCUUAAAUGCGCUUACAGGCGGUCAUGGUCCAAUGCAUGGCCACAAUCAAGGCCAUGGCCAUGGCCACGGCCACGGUCACAAUCCGCUUGGCGGCAAUCCACUAAACAGCGCUGGUAAUAAUUUGAGUGUUGGCUUGAACAACAACCCAUUAGGCAAUGGUAUAAACGCAACGCUCAGCCAAGGCUUAAGUGGUCUGGGCGGUGGUGCUGCUGGCGGCGGCGGCGGUGCCGGCAGUGGUAUGAAUGGCGGCCUUAAUGGCGCACUCAAUGGAGGACUGAACGGACCGAAUAAUCCGGGCGGCGUUGGUAGUGGUGCACCGCCACCAAGCGCUUACAACAGUAUUCUCGAGUACAAUUUGUCACGUCUUGCCAGCCUCACGGAGGCCACACCGGAUGUCACGCUCAACGACGCCUUGGUGGGCCCCGGCGCCAGCGCUGGUGGUCAUCACCAGGCCGUGGUGCCAGCAUCGUCGGCACAGAAUCAACAGAUCUCAUUGGCGGACAUACUGUCGGGUGAUCAACGCGCUUUCAACAAUUUGCAGGCGCUUGCCAAAAUGGGACUCAAUAACAAUGAUUUUCACACAGACAUGAAUCAGCUUUUAUCGAGCGGAGCUUCACCCGGAAUUGAUUGUAUAUUACCAGAUUUCUGCCUACCCGCAGCCACAUCGCCCAGCCUCUCAACACUCGGGCCACUCGGCGCUGGACCCGUCGAUGAUAUGUCCAUUACGAAUUUCCAUGCUGGCGCCGCACCGGGCACAACCAACAUUGUCACCGGUCGCAACAAGGCAACACCCAUGCAGAUACGUUGUAAAUUCGGUUCGCUCGGCACCUCUAAGGGUCAAUUCAAUUCACCACACGGUUUUUGCUUGGGUGUAGACGAAGAGAUCAUUGUCGCCGAUACGAAUAAUCAUCGCAUUGAAGUUUUCGACAAAACCGGUACGCUUAAAUUCCAAUUUGGCGUACCCGGCAAGGAAGAGGGUCAACUAUGGUAUCCCCGUAAAGUCGCCGUUAUGCAUACCAAUGGCAAAUUCGUUGUAUGUGAUCGUGGCAAUGAACGCUCGCGCAUGCAGAUAUUCUCAAAGUGUGGGCAUUUCAUGCGCAAGAUCGCCAUCAGAUACAUUGAUAUCGUCGCUGGUCUGGCUGUUACCUCCAAGGGUCAUAUUGUAGCUGUAGAUAGCGUGUCGCCUACAGUUUUCGUUAUAUCCGAGGAUGGUGAGCUCGUGCGUUGGUUCGAUUGCAGCGAUUAUAUGCGCGAACCGUCCGAUAUUGCCAUACGAGAUAAUGACUUUUAUGUCUGCGAUUUCAAGGGUCAUUGUGUUGCUGUCUUCCAAGAGGAUGGUACUUUCCAGUAUCGCAUCGGUAAUGAGAAGGUCACAUGCUUCCCUAAUGGCAUCGAUAUCUCGAAUGCAGGCGAUAUUUUAAUUGGCGACUCGCAUGGCAAUCGCUUUCAUGUGGCCUGCUAUUCGCGCGAUGGUGUUUUGCAAUCUGAAUUUGAAUGUCCCCACGUUAAGGUUUCACGUUGCUGUGGUCUAAAGAUAACUUCCGAAGGUUAUGUAGUCACUUUGGCCAAGAACAAUCACCAUGUGUUGGUACUUAAUACGCUCUACGUUCACUGAUCGCAAAUCAAAACCAUAACCAGCAGUAGCAAUAUCAGCGUCAGCAACAAUAACAACAACAACAACGAUAGCAGCAUUAAUGUUGGCUGCAACAAAAAUAUAUUACCAAUGAAUGUGUCCAGUGGCAUUGGUGCUGGUAUGGCCGGCGGUGGCAGUGGCAAUAACGUUAACCUUUAUGAAAAUGGCAAUUGCAACAUUGUUGGCAACAAUAGCGUUAAUAAUGCUGCAAGUAGCAGUAGAUACACAUCGAACAACGGCAGCAUCAAUAGCAGCAGCAACAACAACAGUCAUAAUGCCAGCAAUCAUCACCACGUUUAUCACCAGCAACAGCCAUACAAUCAUCCACAACCACAUAAUCAGCACCAUCAUGCAGCGCCGCAUUAUCAACACCAGCAGCAGCAACAACCACCACAACAACAGACUUUAAAUAGUAGCAACUCUAACAACAGCAACAUCGCAGCUGGCAUCGUACACAAUAACAACCACAGCAAUCAAAUGCAUAACUUGACGACAGCGCCACGUUCAAUGGAAAAUAAAUCAAAUCUCUGGUUGAUGAUGAACGGCGCUGGUGCUUGUGGUGGGGUCGGUGCAGCGGCCAACAAUAAUGGUCCGCUUGCUUUCAGUGGUGGUUGUGUUGGCGUUACUGGCGAGCGUGCUUUGCCACAGCCACCGCACGCGCUGCACUAAUUCCCAGCUACCAAAGCCGGAAUGCAAUGGACUCGACAGCAGUGACCAUUUUAGCAGGUAAAUUGCUUUUAGUGGGGCCAAAAACAAAAAUUAUGCAGUAGCAUAACCUUACAUAUUUUAAAUGUACCAGUGAAAACGAAUUAUUCGAUUAACUAAAUGAUAUAGCUAUUUUAAAUGGAGGUAGGUUUUCACGAUUUCGUGGGUAAAUGCAAAUGGAUAAAAAGUAACUAUAGCAAUUAUAAACAGACAAAAAAA
Bactrocera latifrons is the source of this 6023-nucleotide messenger RNA. RefSeq names its product brain tumor protein (gene mei-P26). The transcript has 8 exons. Gene Ontology annotation, biological process: positive regulation of DNA-templated transcription. Bases 1386 to 5081 code for a protein of 1231 amino acids. Gene Ontology annotation, molecular function: ubiquitin-protein transferase activity; protein binding; zinc ion binding. The record is from RefSeq and is a predicted model, not a curated record. Gene Ontology annotation, cellular component: nucleoplasm; chromatin. Lineage: Eukaryota; Metazoa; Arthropoda; Insecta; Diptera; Tephritidae.